AUGAUCGCAGCCUUGCUGGCGGUGGAUGUGGCAUCGUGGCCCGCGACGGCCGGCGCCGAGCCGACGGCACGCAUCCUCGUCGGCCUGGACGCGAAGGCAUUCUUCAAGCCCAUCGGGUUCCACGACGCCAAGUGGGGAGGCGAUACCUGCAGAUCUCCGAAACGGAUGCGUACGAGAAGGCUUCGCGUGGCUGGGUAUCUGGUUGAGAGGAGAGUUCGCUCCUCCUUCUCCCCGGACAGCGUCUUGAUGUCCCGCUUCAGGUCGCGGAUCUUCUGCUUGAGCUCCUUCGUCUCUCGCGUCUUCCUCCGCGCCAAGGUGCUCGACUCAGAUCGCGGCAAGGAGAAAUUGCCCACGGCAGACAAGCAAGAAGACAACCAGAUUGUCCUAGUCGUGGAUGUCACUGAGGCCGCCCGUCCCCGCAUCGUCCACGCCCUGCCGCUGUGCAACUCGGUCUAUGGUCCGCCGACCAAUAUCGCCAUCACGCCCGGCGGCCGCCUCGGCCUCGUGGCCAGCCCCAUGCGGAUCAUGCGGGAGGGCGCGUGUUGGGGGGCCGAGCCCGACGACCGGCUGCCCGUGAUCGAUCUGGCAGUUGAGAAGCCGGCCCUAGUAGAGUCGAUCAUGGUCGGCUGGCAGCCCUCCGGCCUCGCGAUCGGGCCGGACGGUGACGUGGCGCUCAUGGCCAACCGCGCGGGUCGCUCCAUCACCGUGCUGUCAAUUGAGGGGCGCAUGGUCAGGCCUGUCGCCGAGGUCGACCUGGGCGAGGAAGUCGCGGGCGUGGCGAUCGCGCCUGAUAGCCGCACGGCGCUCGCCGUGAAGAACAGGACGGGCUUCAUGGCGGUACUGCGCCUCGACAGCCGGCGGGCGAGCCACGAUCCCGCCGCCGACCUACCGGUGGGCUUCGACGUGUACAGCGCCGACUUCACCCCCGACGGCCGGCUGGCGAUCACCACUAACACCGGGCUCGCGAGCGACGGGCACGCCGACACCGCGAGCGUGAUCCGCUUCGACGGACUGCGCCCGCAGGUGAGCGCCGACGUCACCAUCGGCGACACGCCCGAGAUGCUGGCGAUCGCGCCGGACGCGUGCCACGCGGUCGCGGUCAUGGUGCGCGGGCCCUGA
Colletotrichum karsti is the source of this 1119-nucleotide messenger RNA. RefSeq lists its product as uncharacterized. Gene Ontology annotation, molecular function: protein binding. The transcript has 2 exons. NCBI's taxonomy places the organism in Eukaryota, Fungi, Ascomycota, Sordariomycetes, Glomerellales, Glomerellaceae. Bases 1 to 1119 code for a protein of 372 amino acids. The record is from RefSeq and is a predicted model, not a curated record.